GUCAAAUUUUAAGGAAGAACAACCACCACAAGCCCUUAGAAUGAAGAGCCAUCACAACCUUGUAUCAACUCGAGGAUAUGAUGGUUUUCUCCCUGGAAAUCAAAUCAUCUGUAUCCAAACAGGUUAGGAUGCGCGCAUGCAAUGCAAGGGUGGAUGCAAAUGGUUUGCUUAUCCAUUCCCUCUUGAAAUAAAAUGACAAUUCUGAAGCUGGUACCCAAUUCUUCCCCUUCAAAACAAUGGCUGAAGCUAUCAUGAGCUUUACCAUAGCUAAUCCACACAUCUAUAACUCCUUCCGAUCAACAAAAUUGGACUUCAACCCAUCUUCAAGAUCGCUUAGACAAUGUUCAAGCUCCAGAUUUUUUACUGGGUGGCAGCAGCCUGAAUCUAGCAGCAAGAGCAAAAGAGGAUCCUUAAGUAAAGUGAAUGCUUUCCCAGAUUGGCAUCUAAUGGCAGUGUUAGUAGAUCACAUGGAUGGCCAAAGAGACCUUGUUACUUACAAAUCCAUAUGGCAUCUCAGUGAUCAAGCCAUAAAGAACGUUUAUGUAUUUUACAUUAUGUUCACUUGUUGGGGAUGUCUAUUCUUUGGUUCAAUGAAAGAUCCCUACUACGAUUCAGACGCGUAUAGAAAAGAUGGAGGAGAUGGUAGUGGACAUUGGGUGUACGAGAAGCAAGAGGACAUAGAAGAAUCUGCAAGAGCAGAGCUGUGGAGGGAGGAGUUGAUUGAGGAAAUUGAGCAAAAGGUUGGAGGAUUGCGCGAAUUGGAAGAAGCUGGCCGAAAAUAGUUUGCUUAAUUACGUUUCUGAAUUAAAAACAUGGCUCUAUGACCUUGUAUAUUGCUGAAGCAAAAUCUUCUAUAUGCCUAUUGCCCCAUUUCUGAAAAUAUUCGCUCUCUUCUAGGCUUUGCGACAUCAUAGCAGAAUGGGCUUUGGAUAGAGCAGGCUGCUAUUUACUUGUUGGGACGAUCUUUCGAACUUAUUACUUCUAAUGUAAUGGAUUGGACUCCUUACUCCUUAUGAAUUAAAUCUUAUCUUUAAAAUUUUAA
Molecule: messenger RNA, 1042 nt
Organism: Manihot esculenta (cassava)
Lineage: Eukaryota; Viridiplantae; Streptophyta; Magnoliopsida; Malpighiales; Euphorbiaceae
Product: photosynthetic NDH subunit of subcomplex B 4, chloroplastic
Exons: 6
Coding region: 237-782 (181 amino acids)
Biological process (GO): photosynthetic electron transport in photosystem I
Cellular component (GO): NAD(P)H dehydrogenase complex (plastoquinone); chloroplast thylakoid membrane
Source: RefSeq, a predicted model, not a curated record